AUGGAUGGCCCAUUUAGAAUCGACGACGGGGCCCGCCAGGCCUACAUCGAGAGCCGCUUGGGCGGCAAGGCCGCGAAGGCACUGACCCCGUAUCUUCGGGAUUCCCACCCUGACAAGAUCGACAGCUCUGACAAGCUCUUGCGCCACUUGUAUGCGGAAUACCACAACCCAAUGCAGGAAGAGCGCGCCAAAGAUGAGGUUGACGAUCUUGUGAUGGGCAACAAUGACGACUUUGCACAACAAAAGACGUCCAUGCUUAAGGAAGCCUGGCUCGCAGUCGCCCAGCGGGACAAGGACCAUGCAAGCAACGCAGGUCAUGCCGCGGAGGGGGAAGCAUUCGGACCCGAGCACACGACCGCAGCAGCCCACCCGGCAACGGCAGCUACAUCCCAGCCCUCGGCAGUCAUCGGUGUCAGUGAGGAGGGCCCAGGACGCGACGGCAACUCCAAGUGA
Messenger RNA from Canariomyces notabilis, 453 nucleotides. RefSeq lists its product as uncharacterized. The coding region runs from base 1 to 453 and encodes 150 amino acids. Lineage: Eukaryota; Fungi; Ascomycota; Sordariomycetes; Sordariales; Chaetomiaceae. The transcript has 2 exons. The record is from RefSeq and is a predicted model, not a curated record.